UCCAUCUCUGCCAGCCCGCCGCCGGCGAACCUAGCACGAAUCUCAUCCCAUGGACGCAUCUCGCGCCGGCUCCUCCUCCAACCCCACUCCCUCCAGGCGUCGUCUCACCGUUCCCGUUCAUGGGCGGCUUUCACCAACCCCGCUGCCGGCACACCCUGGUGAAUGGCGGCCCCGCCCGGCCGUCUCAUGGACCGUGGAGAACAUCUAUGAGGACUUCUCUGGCCGCCGCAGCGCGCUUGUCCAAGCCCUCACCACAGGUAAAGAGCCAAUGUGCUUGUACGGGUACCCGGACGGUAGUUGGGAGUUGACGCUGCCGGAGGAGAUGGUGCCGCCAGGCCUGCCGGUGCCGACACGAGGCAUCAACCGCCGGCGAGAUUAUAUGAACCGUUCUGACUACCUGACACUCGUCGCCCACCACUCCGACUCGUGGCUCAUGGGCGUCACCUUUUUCUUGUCCACUUAUCUCGCCGCCAACCAAAGGACACAUUUAUUUGAUAUGGUAAACGAGAUGCGAACAGUCCAUGACGAAUUCUAUCUCUCUUAUGGUCUUCCUUGGCUAUCAACAUUUGUGCGUUACAAUGCAAACUGGGAGUCGAGCGCACCAACUCAAGAGAAUGUGUCCAAUCCCGACGUAGACUAUAUCGCACCUGCUGAAGAGAACGUGCCACCUUCUCAAGACUCAAUGCAAGUUUUGUCUGCUCCAAACAGGGACUCUAGGAAGCCUGCUACAGACAAGCAAAAGGAUAAUGAAGUUACCGACUUUUGCGGAUCUUGUAAUGCUCCGUAUCAUGCCAAUGCCUUUUGGAUUGGUUGUGACGAAUGUGACCAGUGGUUCCAUGGCAAAUAUGUGAAGGUAACUGCCUCUGAAGCAGAACAUAUCAAAGAUUACAAGUGUCCUGACUGCAUCCGCGAGGUGAUCGGAGAGUAGGAUAUAAUAUGUGCACCAUCCCUUUAUUUUAGGAUAUGCAGUCACCCUUUGUAUGA
This is a messenger RNA of Triticum aestivum (bread wheat), 984 nucleotides long. Its product is annotated as PHD finger protein ALFIN-LIKE 3-like. The record is from RefSeq and is a predicted model, not a curated record. Lineage: Eukaryota; Viridiplantae; Streptophyta; Magnoliopsida; Poales; Poaceae. The coding region runs from base 50 to 928 and encodes 292 amino acids. Gene Ontology annotation, molecular function: transcription cis-regulatory region binding; histone binding; transcription coregulator activity. The transcript is spliced from 3 exons. Gene Ontology annotation, biological process: regulation of DNA-templated transcription. Gene Ontology annotation, cellular component: nucleus.